Messenger RNA from Clonostachys rhizophaga, 1212 nucleotides. The record is from the annotation of a GenBank genome assembly. NCBI's taxonomy places the organism in Eukaryota, Fungi, Ascomycota, Sordariomycetes, Hypocreales, Bionectriaceae.
AUGCUUGCAUCCUCCGAGAGGCGGUUUCUCUGGAGGUAUUUCAUAUCCAUAAUCGAAUCUGAGUAUCUAUGCGCGGAUUGGGAAGAUGUUGGACACUUUUACAACUUUCAACACCCAUACACCACCACUCUACCGGGCAUGGCACUCUCCAAUGCCGCCCUUCGAGGUGCCAUCCUUUGUUUCAGCGCCUCGCAGUACGAGCUAAAGCACAAGCAAAAGGCUUUUGACCGAACAAAAACGCUGGCAUGUUCCCAGGCCGUUCAAUCUAUGCGACAUCAGAUAGUCACGGGAGCCGAUGAUGAGCAAAGCCUGCUCUCCAUGAUCUUUGCAGCCAGCAUAUUGCACUAUUUUGGUCCCGAGAGGCACAAUUAUCUCAGGAUAGCAUCCAACCUCGUGCCUAGAUUCCUCUCAAAGUGGCAACCUCAUUCAAAUACGCCUACCACAUACCCAGAAGUCUCUCUCACGGAGUUUCGCUGGGGUUUAAUAACCUCUCUGUGUUCCCUACAGCAACCAGGCCCUCCUCUUGAUGACUUGACCUACAGGAUGAUUGAAAUGAGCGAAAGAGAAAUUAAGCAAAAGUUCUCAAAGGCUUUUGAGAGUUGGAUCAGUCACCCCAUAUUCAUGUUCUCUCCCCGCUUGAUCAACCCACUGCUUCGCAUCGGACGGCUGCUUGAAAAACAAUUAUUACGACUUCACGACUCACAUCCCCAAGGCCAAGACCUAUCAUGGGAAACUGAAGUGGCAGAGGUCGAAGAGAUGCUACUUCACGCGCGUGAAUGCGACGUCAAUGUACUGCAAUCUCCUCCGGGGUGUGGCGAUCCGGCCAAUGUGCUGGCCCUGAAUGAAGCAAUGUAUGCGGCAUGUGCGAUCCUUCUAUACGCCCGGAUCCACGGAGUCCCUUUUACCGCACCAUUUGUCCGCCGACAAACCCAGCUAGUCGUUGAUGAGAUUUCAAAAAUAGACGUCAAGUCCCGGGUCUCCUACGCCAUCGUCUUCCCUCUGUUUGUUGCCGGUUGCGAGGCUGUAGAGCCACAAGCGCGAAUGGCCAUCAGAGAAAGACUACAAAACCCGCAGGGGGUUUCAUAUGACCGUGGAGAUAUGGUUGGUGCAUUGGAUCAUAUAUGGGAGAUUAGGGAUUUACGUCCAGGUCUCUUGUGGCCCCAAUGGGUUGAUGAACUUGAGUCACGCUAUCGGGUUAGCUGUCUUAUGUAG